Heterostelium album PN500 is the source of this 2478-nucleotide messenger RNA. It is a transcript of the gene gacJJ, whose product is annotated as pleckstrin domain-containing protein. Gene Ontology annotation, cellular component: cytoplasm. The coding region runs from base 1 to 2478 and encodes 825 amino acids. Gene Ontology annotation, biological process: signal transduction; regulation of GTPase activity. The transcript is spliced from 3 exons. NCBI's taxonomy places the organism in Eukaryota, Evosea, Eumycetozoa, Acytosteliales, Acytosteliaceae. The record is from RefSeq and is a predicted model, not a curated record. Gene Ontology annotation, molecular function: protein binding.
AUGUCAUCACAACAACAGCAACAACAGCAACAACAACAACAAGGUUAUAAAACCUUUGGUUUGAAGAUUGGAUUUCCUGCAGGAUUUCCAAUGAAGUACAAGAGUAUUAGAUUCCCAGACUAUAAUAUAAGUGUACGCGAAGCUGUAAACUACAUCAGUAGUAAGCAGAUCAUACCGAAACCAGAGAGUUAUGUUCUACAGAUAUCGUAUAUCGACGGACCUGGAACUGGCUCAUCGUCUGGAGCGAGUCAAUCGUUGUCCUCCUCGACUGGCAUGAGCGCACCGGUUGCGGGUGGACAACGACCGGAAAAACGUGUCGUAAAGUGGAUGGAUGACACUGCCAAACUCUCGUCGUAUCCACUUGGCGCGGCUGAUGUCGUCCUCGAAAUGCGCAAGCGUCUGCAACCUGUGAAAGUGGUGUGCGCGACACAAUCGAUGCGUCUGGUUGCCGACGUCUCCAAGCCGAUGGGAGAUCUUCUCGAUUUCAUCGCCUGCAAGUUCAAGCUGUCGACAAGUGACUCGGCUCGCUACCGCUUGUUCCACAACAACGUGGAGUUGCCAACCCAACUCGAUAUUCGCGCGCUCAACAUCGACACGCAAAUUCCAUUCUUUGUUCAUAAUAGCGCCGAUCCCAAGUCUGAGAAAGACGACCCCUCGCUCUACAACGAGGAGCAAGACAGCGACGACGAUUCCUUCUCUGGCAAUCUGUCGCUCGAGGUGCCGGCAAAGUCGUUGGUGCCACUCAAGGAAGGCUAUCUCAAGAAGCAGAACCGAAAGAAGUCGUAUAACACUCGGUACUUUAUCCUGACGGACAAGUUCCUCUUCUACUACAAGUCGCCACAUGACCGUAAGGCAUCGGGAAUCAUCAACUACAAGGAGCAUGUCAUUCGCGUGAUGGUACCGCCUCGCGAUGCCAAACUCGAGUUGAUACCGAAAGACAGCUAUCAACAGAACUCGGCGUCGGUACACACACAUCCCGGUAGCUACGUCAUCAAAUUCGACACCGAACAGGAAAUGAAAUCUUGGAAUAUCGCACCGUUCACAUUCCAGUCGCCAACACCAGCACCGUCGUCGUCGUUGUCGUCGGCAGCACAACCUGUCAAAGGUGGAAAAGUUGCAAGCAAAGCAGUCUUUGGUGUACCGGUAGAGCGAUCCGUACCACCAGGAUCAGAUGUUCCACUCAUUGUCACACAAACCAUCGACUAUAUAGAAAAGAAGGCAAUGGAUGUCGUAGGUAUUUUCCGUCUGUCCGGUUCUGUCAACACCAUCGAACAAUGGAAGAAACAAUACGAUAGAGGUGACAAAUGUGAUCUAUUCCAAGAGAAUGAUCCACAUGCAAUUGCUGGUUUAUUAAAAUUAUAUCUAAGAGAAUUACCUGAGCCAUUAUUAACUUAUGAAAGAUAUGAUAAAUUUAUUGCUGCCCAAUCAAUGGACGAUUUAGCAUCAAGAAUUAAAUUGAUUAAACAUUUAGUUAGAUCAUUACCACAGACAAACUAUGCGAUUCUAUCAAAGUUGAUGGCGUUUUUGGGUAGAGUUGCUCAACACUCUGCAAACAACAAGAUGCAAAUUCAUAAUUUGUCGACUGUGUUUGGUCCCAAUUUGAUAAAGGAGAGAAACUCUGGUGCCGCCGGUACCAACGUUCAGAAUCUUGUGGAGGACACACCGAUUAUCAAUGCUCUCGCUCUCUCGCUGAUGAGAGACUAUCCAUAUAUCUUUGGAGACAAGGAGAUUCCAGAGCAAAAGAUCUACGCCAAGACACUCUACGACUACAACGGUGGUGAGAAUGGCGCGGUACCAGAGGAUUUGAUCUUCCCGCAGGGCGUCACCAUCCGUGUCACUGCAAAGUCGCAAGACGGCUGGUGGACCGGUGAAUAUCAAGGCAAAUCCGGACGAUUCCCUGCGACCUACGUCGAUUUGAUCGUCACACAAUCGCCAGCUUCUCUGCUCCGAACCAAAUCAAACUCUAGCAUCUCCAAGAAAAAGAAAUUCAUGCUCGAGAUGGAGAACACUCGUACCAAGACACAGGACAAUGAGAAACUGCUCCAGCAGCUAAGGGAGCGCAAGGAGAAGCUUCAGAACAGCAUUGCCUCGUUGAAUCACGAGAAACAACAGUUGGCACAGGACGCAGCCACUCAGAAACUAAUAGGAAAUGUAAAUACAACGAAACGAAAGCAAGCGAUUGCCAACAUACCAAAGACGAUCGAUAUCCUCCUGGUGAAGUACAACGAAUACAAAAAGAGUCACGACGAGCUUGCUACCAUUAGAAAUCUGUUGUUGGAAGAGUGCGACCAAUUCAACAACAAUCCAAAGGUUAAAGGAAAAUUAGAAAGCAAAGAGAAAGAACUACUCCAAUCAAAGAUAGACACAGUAGCUUCGAAAUUGGAUGACUCUCUAAAGGCAAGACAAAAGAGUCUGUCAUCAAAGAGAGUAAUCAACGAUGAUUUAGCUGAAUUAAAAAUAACCUUAACCUUAAAUUAA